AUGGGAAUUCUCGCCACUUCGAUUACAAACAACUCCAUCAUUAGACCCGCGGGAUUUUACGUUAUCGGAUUUACGUAUUUCAAAUUUGCUGAUUUAUAUGUCAUUUUCCUCGGCUUCAUUUAUAUUCUAACGGUUUUGUGCAACUCCUUUAUCGUUAGCGUCAUAUGGAUAAACCACAUGUACACUCCAAAGUACAUUGCGGUGGCUAAUUUAGGGGUUAUCGACUUGGUGCUCAGUUCAAGCAUUAUUCCUAGUACCGUCAGCACGGUGCUCACGAAAGAUACCUUUAUGUCCUACAAUGCAUGUGUGGGACAGAUUUUCUUUUAUUACGGUUUUCUCGGACUAGAGUCAUGCUCCCUCAUUGUUCUUGCCUACGACAGGUUAAUUGCGAUAUGUUUCCCACUUAGACAUAAUUCUAUCAACACUCCCACAAGGAUGAUGUGUAUUUUAGCGAUUGUUUGGACGUAUAUUGUAAGCAUCGUGUUGUUCUUGAUCUUGAUAUUGACAAAACUGUCUUUCUGUGACUCACUCACUGUGGACGACUUUUUUUGCAAUUACGCGGCUCUCAUAAGACUAUCGUGCAAUGAUGCCACACUGCAGUGGACCGCUGGCUCUUCUCUAAGUAUGCUGGUUUUCUUUGUGCCCUUUGGUUUAAUCGUGAUCUCGUACGCCUGCAUUUUGGCAGCUGUAUUUAGAAUGAAAAGUGUGGCGAGCAGAUACAAAGCACUAGCAACUUGCACAGAGCAUCUCGUCCUGGUCGCGAUUUUCUUCGUGCCGCUCAUAGUGCUGAACAUCAUCGAACAAUUCAUCUUCCACGCUGGUCCUGAUGUCAGAAUGCUGAGCUUGUCGUUAUCGUCAUGCAUCCCGACCUGUCUGAAUCCCAUUGUGUAUUCAUUGGCAACCAAAGAAAUCAGGAACAGAAUACUUGCCAUGCUCCACAAAGUGAAGGUAACAGCCUGGGCAGGGCAGGCGAAGACCAAAAUGUCGCAAUAA
This is a messenger RNA of Conger conger (European conger), 993 nucleotides long. Its product is annotated as olfactory receptor 1496-like. The record is from RefSeq and is a predicted model, not a curated record. Gene Ontology annotation, cellular component: membrane. The coding region runs from base 1 to 993 and encodes 330 amino acids. The transcript has a single exon. Lineage: Eukaryota; Metazoa; Chordata; Actinopteri; Anguilliformes; Congridae. Gene Ontology annotation, biological process: G protein-coupled receptor signaling pathway. Gene Ontology annotation, molecular function: G protein-coupled receptor activity; olfactory receptor activity.